UAAUCCAAAUUGGGUUUAGAUAUUUCAUCUCUUUCUUUCAUUCUUUCUUUUUAUGUGUUUCUAAUUCAAUUAUUUCUUCUUCAUUCCUUAUUGUUUAUAUAUAUAUAAACAGAAAAUCAAACUCUUUCAAUCUUCAUCUUUUUAUCCACUUCAAAUUGUGGCCUCAAACGACUCACUGAGCUUCAUCUCUCUCUGAAUCGGAGCUUUGAAGCUGUCAUUAAUGGCGGCAACCAACGCACCCAUCUUUGCAUCUUCCUUUCCAACUUCUCUCCCCAUUACAACCCAACGCAGAGGAGAAUCAUGCCCACAAUCUACUCGAACUUUAGGUUCUGGUAUCUCUGGUUCGUCGUUUUCGAAAUGCCUUCCGAACAAUAAAGAUGUCAGAUUUAGGACUGUGAGGAAGGUGAAUGCUGCUGUGGCUGUUGAAGCAUCUCCAGCAGAGGAAAUGACAGAGAUCAAACUUCCAUCUUGGACUUUGUUUGAACUUGGAAAGGCUCCGGUUUACUGGAAAACUGUGAACGGUCUACCCCCUACCGCAGGGGAGAAGCUCAAGCUUUUUUAUAAUCCAGCUGCUACCAACCUGGCUCCAAACGACGAUUUUGGGAUUGCUUUUAAUGGAGGGUUUAAUCAGCCAAUAAUGUGUGGUGGGGAGCCAAGGGCUAUGCUUAGGAAAGAUCGAGGCAAAGCUGAUGGACCAAUAUACACCAUCCAAAUAUGCAUUCCGAAGCACGCUAUAAACUUGAUCUUCUCAUUCACAAACGGUACCGAUUGGGAUGGUCCUUACAGACUGCAGUUUCAAGUUCCCAAGGCUUGGCAAAACAAACCAAUCGACUUUUUCAAUCAGGGUCUAGCUGAAGAGUUGAGUAAAGAAGGUGCGUGUGACAGAGCGAUAUUUCCAGAUACAAGCGUUGUUGUAACAAGAUGUGCAAUGAUUGGCAAUCUUACUGUGGAAGGGGGUGACCGUUGUGAUCUUAAUCUUGUACUAGGCUGCACAGAUCCUAGUUCGCACUUAUUCAACCCACUUGCCAAUGUAGAUGAUGGAUCUUGUCCAAUUGAUACAGAUACUGAGGACUAAUCUACCUUCUCUCUGUUCUCUUGCACCUCAUCGUUCAUCGAAUUCACGUUGUAUGAGGCACUGCAAAGGCAUUUCUGCAAAUGUAAGAAGUGUUGUUGGGCGGUAUGGACAUCAUUUUUAGCCAAGCUGAUUGUAGUCCAUCCCAUCAAGCAGAAAGCAAUUUUGCAUCUUCUAUUGGUAGAUGAAAAAACUAAAAAGUAACCCUACAUCUAUGUAUAUUUGUAAAGAAAAACUUCAUUAAUACGUAAAAUUCAAAUUGAAAGUUGUUUACUGUUAGGAUUUUAAUGGAUAAAUAUAUAUACUAUAUAUAAAUCAUCAAUUUGCAUUAACGCCAAA
Messenger RNA from Cucumis sativus (cucumber), 1411 nucleotides. RefSeq lists its product as hypothetical. The transcript is spliced from 8 exons. The record is from RefSeq and is a predicted model, not a curated record. Lineage: Eukaryota; Viridiplantae; Streptophyta; Magnoliopsida; Cucurbitales; Cucurbitaceae. Gene Ontology annotation, biological process: chlororespiration. Gene Ontology annotation, cellular component: chloroplast stroma; thylakoid. The coding region runs from base 221 to 1075 and encodes 284 amino acids.